AUGGUGAUCAGGCCGUGUAAACUGCGACAAAGCCGUCGCUGUGGCAACUCCCCCACCGACGGAUGUCAGGAAGAUAUACAACUUCCAACAUCGAGACGACGAAAAGACGAAAUCAUAUCCUCCGACGAGUUGAGGCCGGGAGAAAACAUGUGCCGUCCUCUUAUUUGGGGUGGGGAUGCUUCUCCACCGGCCAAAGUCCCGUUCUGUUUGUUCGGUUCUCUGAUGUGCUUGCGCGAUUCCUCCAGGAUUUACCUUCCCGGUUCUAAGCUCGUUCUUUCCUGA
Opisthorchis viverrini is the source of this 282-nucleotide messenger RNA. RefSeq lists its product as hypothetical. The record is from RefSeq and is a predicted model, not a curated record. The transcript is spliced from 2 exons. Bases 1 to 282 code for a protein of 93 amino acids. NCBI's taxonomy places the organism in Eukaryota, Metazoa, Platyhelminthes, Trematoda, Opisthorchiida, Opisthorchiidae.